AUGUCUGCAGUUGCGAAGGGUAAGGGUGAUUUUCGCCUAGUCGUCAACAUGCGUGCACCCAACCGAGCAAUCAAGCGCGAAUACUAUCGCUUGCCGACGCUGGAGGAAAUGAAAAUCAAGCUUCAUGGUGCAAAGUUUUCCUCUAAGCUUGAUUUAACAAACGCGUAUUACCAUUUAGAGCUACACGAGGACUCAAGAGACCUGACUACAUUCCUAACCGAAAGCGAAUAUGUACGAGGACGGGAAAAUAUCGCAGAUCCAUCGUCUAGAUUAUACAAUGGCAACGAUGGUCCGUUCGAAGAAAAUGCCAGCCCAUGGGAAAUCGCCUCACUGGAAGCAAAUCACAUAAAUUUUCUCACUGAAGACGAAAUUCGAAGAGAAACGAAUUCAGAUCAACAACUGUUGGAUGUAACGGAAGCUGUUGAAUCGGGAAUAUGGCCGGGAACCCUUAAAUCCUUUGAAGCUGUUCGUUUAAAUUUAGACGUUCGAGAAGGUCUCCUUUCAAAGACUGGUUGCGUGGUGAUUCCGGAAAGUCUGCGCGAGAAAACGCUUGCCAUUGCACAUAGAGGUCAUCCAUCAACUGCAAAAAUUAAAAACAUUUUGAGAGAGCGCGUGUGGUGGCCAGGAAUGAACAAAGACGCGGAAUCCUGGGUGGAAUCUUGCAUCAUUUGUGCGACGAACGGAAAGCCGGAGAAACCUACUCCGAUGGAGCGUGUCUUCGCUCCCAAAACCGUUUGGGACACAAUUGCCGUAGACUUUAACAAACCGUAUCAGAAAUUCGGGGGUAUCUCUAUUUUAGUUAUAGUCGAUUAUCGUUCGAGGUACAUAAUAGCUAAACCCGUUAAGUCCACCAGCUAUGAGAGCACUAAGAGAGUUUUGGAGACAGUAUUCGAAAAAGAGGGUUUUCCAGGUACAAUUAAAUCGGAUAACGGACCACCCUUCAAAAGCGAGGAGUAUAAAACAUAUUGCACCGAGCGCGGCAUCAACGUUGUCUUUUCGACACCACUAUUCCCUCAGCAGAAUGGACUAGCAGAAAGCUGUAUGAAAUUGAUUAAUAAAGCUAUGAUAGCAGCAGCUACUAGUGGCUCCAAUUAUAUUGAAGAGCUUAAUGCAGCAAUCAAUUCAUAUAAUGCAGCAGCACAUUCCGUGACAAAAACGUAG
Molecule: messenger RNA, 1161 nt
Organism: Wyeomyia smithii (pitcher-plant mosquito)
Lineage: Eukaryota; Metazoa; Arthropoda; Insecta; Diptera; Culicidae
Exons: 2
Coding region: 1-1161 (386 amino acids)
Biological process (GO): DNA integration
Molecular function (GO): nucleic acid binding
Source: RefSeq, a predicted model, not a curated record